AUGACAAAUUGUCCACCCAUCCACCAUAUAAACCGCCUAGAGUCAGCAACCUUUUCUGUUAGAAAAGACACCAGAGAUAUAGUAUUCCGUGCCAAGAUCUUUGGAAACUAUUACAUUACACUUUGCUCUCAACAACUCCAAAACAACGAUAUCCCUCACUGCAUCUUUACACAACAUGUUUGGUAUUCUGUCUGUCAAAUGGGGAAUGCAAAAAGAGUUACAAGCACUAUAAACAUACCAUCAGAUAAAUUAACAGUCUGGAAUAGACUUAGCUCUAGUUAUAGGGCUAUUGCAUAUAUAUAUAAAAAACUGGGGGAGGAGCUUCGCAAUGUAGAGCCGAAGUGUGCCCUGAGCUUGCUACACUGA
Messenger RNA from Phycomyces blakesleeanus NRRL 1555(-), 366 nucleotides. RefSeq lists its product as hypothetical. The transcript is spliced from 2 exons. NCBI's taxonomy places the organism in Eukaryota, Fungi, Mucoromycota, Mucoromycetes, Mucorales, Phycomycetaceae. The record is from RefSeq and is a predicted model, not a curated record. Bases 1 to 366 code for a protein of 121 amino acids.